UCCACUGGCUAGUGAAGGGGGUCAUCGAGAUCUGACAGUACAAUUUAAAUAUGGAUAAUGAAUUCUCACUAUGCCAGGCCUGGCAACUGCUCACUACCAUGCUCCAGAAUGCCCCAUCAGGCCCACAAGAAAGCCGCGCAACAUUCAGACAGAGCAAUUAGCUUGAUUCUGAAGACAAAACAUGACCAAAACAAAAAUGGCAAUUUUUGGUCAGGGCACUGACUUGACUUUGCUGGUGCAGGGACAUCAAGUUUAAUGAUAAUGUGAUGAGUUUACACUUGACUGCUGGUCAUCCUUCAUAGAAUUGGCGCGUGACUUACUGAACUAGAAAAUGGCCCGUUUUGUACCUGGAUCAGCUUCAGAACCUACAUCUGAAAUAGAACUUACAAUUUCAUGCAGGAAUCUUUUGGAUUGUGAUGUGUUUUCUAAGUCAGACCCCAUGUGUGUUACAUACCUCAAGAACUUUGAGAUGACGGAAUGGCAGGAGAUUUCUCGGACAGAGACUAUAGACAACACGCUUAACCCUAACUUUGCUAAAAAGGUGCAUCUGUUAUACCGGUUUGAGGAGCAACAGAACAUUAAGUUCGAGGUAUAUGAUGUGGACACACAUGAUCCAAGACUGGAGAAGCAUGAUUUUCUUGGAUCCUGUGAACUAACACUCGGACAGAUUGUAUCAUCAGGAAAGGUGACAUUGCCACUGACAGGGUUGUCAUACAACAAGGGUGAGUUGACAGUUGUUGCUGAGGAGUUGUCAGUAUGCAGAGAUGAAGUUCUGUUGCAGUUCAGUGGACGGAAACUCGAUCGCAAAGACUGGUUUGGCAAGUCUGAUCCUUUCCUGGAGUUUUACAAAGUUGGUGAAGAUGGUGAAUAUCGUGUCAUACAUCGAACAGAAGUGAUAAAGUGGACGUUAAAUCCAGACUGGAAACCGUUCGUUAUAUCUGUGCGGUCACUAUGCGGUGGAGACAUGGACCGGUCCAUCAGAGUGUUGUGUUAUGACUGGAAUCGUAGUGGCAGUCACAGCAUGAUCGGAGAGUUCUUUGUGACUUUGGGCGAACUGAGCCGAGGACCCGGCCCCCACAAUGUGCAUCCAUGUAUACAUCCAGAGAAACAGCAGCGAAAAGCAUCGUACAAGAAUUCUGGUGAGAUUGUCCUCAUGCGUUAUGAAUUUAGGAAGGUAUACUCAUUCUUGGAUUACAUUAUGGGAGGCAUGCAGCUCAACUGUACCAUAGCUAUAGACUUCACAGCAUCUAAUGGUGAUCCACAGUCUCCUGAUUCAUUGCACUUCAUCGCUUCUGCUCUGCCAAACCAGUAUGAACAGGCUCUGACAGCUGUCGGGGAGAUAAUUCAAGAUUACGACACUGAUCACAUGUUUCCUGUACUGGGAUUUGGCGCUCGACUGCCUCCGGAUGGUCGAGUGUCGCACGAGUUCUUUGUGAACAUGAAACCCGACAAUCCUUACUGCAACGGAAUAUCGGGUGUGCUUGAAGCAUAUAAGAGCUGCGUCAGACAGAUUCAGUUAUAUGGACCAACCAACUUUAGUCCCGUCAUCAACCACGUAGCCAAGUUUGCCGAAAUGUAUCAGGAUGGGUCGCAGUAUUUCAUCCUGUUAAUCAUAACAGAUGGAGUCAUUACUGACAUGCCUCAAACAAAGCAGGCUAUUAUUAGGGCGUCUACUCUCCCUAUGUCAAUCAUCAUUGUUGGCGUUGGUAACGCUGAUUUCACAGCCAUGAAUGUACUUGAUGCUGAUACAAUACCUUUAGUAUACAACGGUGUUCAGGCGAAACGUGACAUCGUCCAGUUUGUGCCAUUCAGAAACUUUCAACGUCUUACAAAUGUGAAAGCUGCAAAAGCACACCUUGCAAAAGAAGUGUUGGCAGAAGUUCCAGAACAGUUAGUUGGUUACAUGAAGAGCCUGAAUAUGAAGCCACUCCAGCCGCAAACUCAACAUUCUGUACAAGCCCAUGACAUGGCUUCUCCUCCGCCAUAUUCCGAACACUAGGAGAUGCAUGUAGGGAAUACGUCUCAUUCAGCAAUCAAUAUGCCUUUGCCUUUCUCUGUUUAAGUCUGAAAUUGUAACAUGAAAAUAAUGAUAAAAUUUUUAAAUUUACUGAUUGUGAUUCUCUGUUAUGUUUUUUAUGGUCUAAAUAUUCUCCUCAGCAGUUUAUGCUCAAUCACCCUUUAUGAAUGUCUGACCCUUGGAGCGCGUGAACAAGUUUCAUGCCUGUACAGAAUUGAAUGCACUAACUGAUAGACACUUACUGCUUAUCAUGAUUUCAGUUCUUUGAGCUUGUAAUGCUGCAGGUAGUCUGUUCGGUUUCCAAUAAAACAGGUGCUUCUGAAAUGACAUUAAGUUUAAUGAGUAACAAAGAAAUGUACUAUAGUUUUGCAUUAAAUUAGUACGUUGUUAUAACAACAGUCUUAAAAAUGAACCAUCCUAUAGUGUAUAAAUGUAUAAUACAGCUAAAACAUAUAAUUUUAUUAAAAUUUAAUUUUAUAAUGAUACAAAACAAAUAGUUGAAUACCCGUUUACUCACAUUACAUUACAGUAAAUGUAUUUUUUAUAUAUGUAUUACUUAUGUAAGGCUUCAGGUUCUCACAGCACGUUGUUCUGGCUGUUACCAUGGCAACUGUAUGGAUUUAACAUUCACACAGGUUUUAGGAAGCUGCACCGGAAUGGGAUUUAUAUUUUGCCAUCACAAUUCACCACAAUUAUGUUACUAUAUACCUACACUUCAUUACGUUCAAUUGGUAGAGGUAUAAUUUGGGAUGUUGUUAUUUGAACUAUUGCACAUAAGUUUGGGCAUGUACCUAGAAUGGGCAGACAAGGAAAGCAUACAGAAUUGUGAUGAGGAAACCUGGUGUAAAAUGGUUACUUGGAAGAGCGAGGAGAUGAGAGGAUAAUAUUAAGGAAAUGGGUUGUGAAGUGGAUGGAACUAGUUCAGGAUUGUGUCCACCCAUUGGUGAACCAGGUUAAGUGAACUCAGAACCAUACAAUGUACAUUAAUAUGUAAGCUUUAACUAGUAUCUAAGUCAUUUUUCUGUUAGUUUUAUAAGGGACAACAGGAUCUUGAGUUGCAAAGACUGCUGUGACUAGCCAAGCAGAUAUAUCUUCUUUUCUGAUGUUUAAAAUGUGUUUAGAAGAGGGAUGAUGGAUUGGAGCCAUUAAGGGGAGAACUUCUUCUCUAUUUGGAGUUUCCAUAUAAUUUGGCUGCAAAAUUUAUAAAGCAACUAUAAGUAAAAUUCUGUGUAACUUCAAUAUUUAAAGACAUAUUAAGUUAAUGUUUAUUUUUAACUGCAACGUCUUUAAAGGAAUGUCGCUAAAUUAAAUUAGUAUAUGGAAGUUAAAAUAUGAGGAAAUAAAAUUAAGAAACAAAAAAUGCAAGCAACCAUUUUCUAUAGUACUGCCUCCGUGGCCCUUUUUUGAUAGUAUCCUGUAACAGUGUGAUUUAUAUUAUUAUAAGUGUUAUCUUGUUAAGUCUUUGAUAUACAACAUUAUUUUUUUAAAUUCUUUUGUCACAUAUUUUUAAUGUUAUGAUGAAUAUGUGAUUUAAAUUUGUUACGAGAACAUACGAUUAGUUUACUAUAGCUCAAUAACUAUCUGUAUUUUUGCUACAUUAUUCAUUUUAGCUACAGAUGACAAUUUACUUGUUCAUUUAGAGCUGAAAGGUGCAUUCCAGUUGGAGUACACAUAAAUUGCAAAGGAUGCACAACUCAUCAGCCUAAAUGUUCACCUGUUGGUGAUACAAAUCUUGUAGCAGGACAAUUCAAAUUAAUUUCCUUCAUCUCACUGUUUUAAAUAUUGUAUAGAUUCUCCUUAGGAACUUUUUUUGUCAGAGGUAAAUAACUAGCAGAGGUGAAUUCUUGUUUAAUGAUUAUUAUGACAAAUGUGAUGAUAUACAGGGUGUGAUGAUGCCAAACUGCACUUUUUCCUCCCAAGCUGUGACUGAAUCACUGCACAUUGGUUAUGGCAUUUUUCUUUCACAGGGAUGUUUAUAUUGUGUAAAAUGUUUAUUUGAUAAAGGUACUUAAAAAUUAUUUUUCUUGCCAGAAUUAUACUUUUAUAUCUCAGUGGUUAUCGUUCAUAAAACUGUGUAAUACUUUUAUAAAUAUUUAUAUCUUCUAUGGCUACAGAAUAUAUAUUAACUGAAAA
Messenger RNA from Zootermopsis nevadensis, 4150 nucleotides. Lineage: Eukaryota; Metazoa; Arthropoda; Insecta; Blattodea; Termopsidae. The record is from RefSeq and is a predicted model, not a curated record.